This is a messenger RNA of Heterobilharzia americana, 1143 nucleotides long. Lineage: Eukaryota; Metazoa; Platyhelminthes; Trematoda; Strigeidida; Schistosomatidae. The record is from the annotation of a GenBank genome assembly.
AUGGUGUUGAUAUUGGGUCCAGAUAAUCCUCCAAUUGUUAUUGACAAUGGUACUGGUUUAUUGAAAGUUGGUUAUGCUGGUGAAAUGGAACCUCGUGCUGUUGUUCCCAUGAUAUUAGGUCGACCAAAGCAUAUGAAAUUGAUUACUGAACAAAAUUUAGAUGAAUGCUUUAUAGGUGAUAUUGCUGGAGGAAAAAGAGGUGCAUUAACUUUAUCCUAUCCGAUUAUAAAUGGUGUUGUACAAAAUUGGGAUGAUUUAGAAACAAUAUGGCAACAUGUUUUCACCAAUGAAUUACGUAUAAAUCCUGAAAAUCAUCCUAUGCUAAUGACUGAAACACCUUUGAAUCCAAAAGUGAAUCGUGAAAAAAUGGCUGAAAUUAUGUUUGAACAAUUUCAUGCUCCAGCGGUGUAUAUUUCAAUUCAAGCUGUUCUAUCACUUUAUGCUUCUGGUCGUACAACUGGUUUAGUAUUAGACUGUGGUGAAGGUGUUACACAUUUAGUUCCUGUAUUCGAUGCUUAUGUUAUUCCAAAUGCUAUACAUCGAAGAAAUCUUGCUGGACGUGAAGUGACCAAUUAUCUGAAACAUUUACUCACUGAAAGAGGCUAUAAAUUUGUUACAACAUGUGAGCAUGAAAUAGCUCGUGAUGUAAAAGAGAAUUGUUGUUAUGUUGCUAUGGAUUAUGAGAAAGAAUUACAACUUAGUCAUCAAGAUAAACUAUCAUGUGAAAUGAUAUAUCGACUACCUGAUGGUCAAGUAUUAAACAUUGGUAAUGAAAGAUUUCGUGCACCUGAGGUAAUGUUCGAUCCAAAGUUAGCCGGUUAUGAGAUGAAUGGUAUACAUACUGCUACAAGUCAAACUAUAUCUCUGUGUGGAAUGGAUGUUCGUAAGAGCUUUUGGUCAAAUGUUAUUCUCACUGGUGGUGGUACAAUGUUUCGUGGUUUUCCUGAACGUCUUCGUAAAGAAUUGCAUCGUUUAGCACCAAAAGGUGUGACAGUUAAAGUGAUGGCAUCUCCUGAACGUAAAUACUCUGUCUGGAUUGGUGGCGCUGUAUUAGCAUCAUUAAGUACAUUCAAUGAUAUGUGGGUCACCAGAGAGGAAUAUGAAGAAUUCGGUUCAGAAAUCGUACAUCAAAAAUGUGUUUAA